AUGUUUUUGUUGAUUGUACGUUUAUGGUAUCGUUGCUGUAAUACGUAUUUCUUUCUUAAUCGUUUAUGUAUCAGGUCUCGCAAAGAGGAUAAUUACGUUCUGUUGACGGUCGUCGACAAGGGAAAGGCUUUCAGGCAAACCUUGGCUGAACUGAUGAAAGACACAUCUCCUAACCUAUUUACGGUAUCACGCCUUCCAGAAAGACCUGAAAUUGAACGGGACCAGCCGAUGUCUUUAGACGAAUGGCGAAGUUUCAGGACUGACGAUGGUUCUUUCAGGAACGUGAAAACUUUGAAGCAACGCAUCUUCAGAGGGGGUUUGGUUCCUGAAAUUAGAGCCGAGGCAUGGACUCUCCUGCUUGGGGUUUAUCCUUGGCAGUCGACCGAAGCGGAGAGAAAAGAAAUUAGGAUGAAAAAUACCGAAUAUUACGAAGCCCUCAAAGCUCAGUGGAAAGCAGUGACAGCCGAUCAGGAAACGAGGUGGUCACAUUUUAGAGAAAGAAAAAUGUUAAUAGGUGAUGUUCCUUAUAUUUUUUAUGAAUUGAUUUAA
Messenger RNA from Soboliphyme baturini, 549 nucleotides. NCBI's taxonomy places the organism in Eukaryota, Metazoa, Nematoda, Enoplea, Dioctophymatida, Soboliphymatidae. The record is from the annotation of a GenBank genome assembly.